AAUUUAAAGGGAAAACCUCAUUUUCCACGUAAGUGUGCUUCUUUCGCUACAAGAGUCAAAAUUGUUGGAACUGUUCGGAUAUCGAGAACGGACCAAUGUCGCCGGCGCCGGAAAUUGGGAUUGCAAUUUUUCUGUUGAAGGAUGAUAACAAAAUACUGUUCGGCCGUCGUCUCGCCUCCUCAAUAGGCGCCUACACCUUCGCCCUCCCCGGCGGCCACCUUGAGUUCGGUGAAAGUUUUGAGGAAUGUGCAGCAAGAGAGGUGAAAGAAGAAACUGGACUACACAUCAAGAAUAUAGAGUUAUUAACAGCAACCAAUAACAUCCUUCCCGAUGCAGUGCAUCUCGUUAUUGUUUACAUGCGUGCACAUUUAUCAGACCCAAGCCAAAUACCUCAUAACCUCGAGCCCGAUAAGUGUGAGGGUUGGGAUUGGUAUGACUUGAAAAACCUACCUGAACCAAUUUUUGGACCUUUGGGAUUAAUGCUGCAAGAUGGCUUCAAUCCUUUCCCUACCAUUACCAACUCUAAAGAACCUUUUGCUUAGGUAGUUAUGCAAAUGGGUUUUUAAGAUUAAACCCUCACAUGUCACAAGUUUUAUUUUCGCACAAUAACCAUGCGAUAAUAUUAGUUCGUCUAGGUAUUCUGUUGACAUGGAUUGGAUAGAGUAUUUGUGUUAGAUUCAUAGAUCUUUGUAAGAAAAUGUAUCUUAGAACUUUGUGUUGAAGUCUAUGCAUAUUUCAAUCUACAAAGACGAUGGGAUUCGUCUUUUUGAUCACCUUUCUUGUGUCUACAACCGAUGAAUUUGGACUCCUAUAU
Cynara cardunculus var. scolymus (artichoke) is the source of this 814-nucleotide messenger RNA. Its product is annotated as nudix hydrolase 1. Gene Ontology annotation, cellular component: cytosol. Gene Ontology annotation, biological process: dGTP catabolic process. Lineage: Eukaryota; Viridiplantae; Streptophyta; Magnoliopsida; Asterales; Asteraceae. Gene Ontology annotation, molecular function: 8-oxo-7,8-dihydrodeoxyguanosine triphosphate pyrophosphatase activity. The transcript has 2 exons. Bases 96 to 542 code for a protein of 148 amino acids. The record is from RefSeq and is a predicted model, not a curated record.